Oncorhynchus nerka (sockeye salmon) is the source of this 3441-nucleotide messenger RNA. RefSeq names its product 2',3'-cyclic-nucleotide 3'-phosphodiesterase. Lineage: Eukaryota; Metazoa; Chordata; Actinopteri; Salmoniformes; Salmonidae. Gene Ontology annotation, biological process: cyclic nucleotide catabolic process. Gene Ontology annotation, molecular function: 2',3'-cyclic-nucleotide 3'-phosphodiesterase activity; ATP hydrolysis activity. The transcript has 4 exons. Gene Ontology annotation, cellular component: cytoplasm; membrane. The coding region runs from base 188 to 2392 and encodes 734 amino acids. The record is from RefSeq and is a predicted model, not a curated record.
CCUCAAGAGCACUAAACCUUGCGCGUGCUCAAGAGCCCGUAGUUUCCGUUUUCUUUCCUAGUGUUGGGGGCAGAUUUCUGCGCGCUGCGCCGACUGUCCUCUGCUUUCCAGCUUUGAAAACGCCUAAAUUGCAGAGUCAGCGGCAUACUCCUGACACAACAGGCACGGUCCAUUGAGGAACCCAGAUAUGGAUGCUGAGCAGAACCAGGUGUUGGACACCGCGUCAGAGACUCGAGAGCAAAAGGAGACUGGAGCAGGGGAUUGCCCCCAGUCACAACUCGACUCUCCAAUAGAUCCCGCAGAAUCUCCAGUGAAUGGGCAAGAAAUGGAGCGUUUGCCAGAUAUGCUGACAGAGUCAGGAAUGUCAGAAGAAGUGCAAGAGACGGCGCCUAAAUCAGAAAAAUCACCAAAGAAAAUGUCUGAAUCUCCUGAGAAGGUUCCAGAGACAUCUCCAGAAGUUGUGACUAAAGCAGAGAAGUACCCAGAAAAACAACCAGAACUAGAGAGCGCAGAGGUCUCUGAGUCAGCUACAGCAUUGUACUUCGAACCAGACAAAAAACAGACCACAGUGCCUGAAAAGCAGCCAAUGCCAGAGAAAACACCAGAGCCUCUGCCUUUAGAUGAGCCUAUAGCAGAGAAUAACAUUGAAACUGCGCCAGAGAAAAUGGCUGAACCCGUCCCAGAAGCUGUUAAACUGUCUGUGCAGGCAGCGCCCGAGCCUGUCACACAGCCAGAAUCUGAGGACGUCAAACUGCUCCAAGAGAAAGAGCCUGGGGAAUCUGAGAAGCAGGCAGAAUCUGGUGUUGUGUUGGCGGUGAUGCCAGCGGAGCCUAAAUCUGUACAGGAAGUGGAGGCAGACAAACAGACCCAAGCUGAAAUUGUACCGGAACCAAAGAAACCAGUCGAGGCUGAGGCUGUGAAGAAAGUGGAAGCAGAGAAACCAGUAGAGGCUGAGGCUGUGAAGAAAGUGGAAGCAGAGAAACCAGUAGAGGCUGAGGCUGUGAAGAAAGUGGAAGCAGAGAAACCAGUAGAGGCUGAGGCUGUGAAGAAAGUGGAAGCAGAGAAACCAGUAGAGGCUGAGACUGUGAUGGAAGAGAAACUGGUAGAAGCUGAAAUUGUUAAAGAAGUAGAGUCCGAGAAACGGGCAGCAGGUGAGGCAGAUGCAGUGGAGCGGCAGAAGGCCGAAGUUGUCGAGCAGAUUCCCGCUCCUGGUACCCUGUCUUUUGCCUUCCUGGAGCAUGAGCAGACCAAAGCCACACUUCGCACCUCUCGCACUCUAAUCAUCCUCCGAGGCCUCCCCGGCAGCGGCAAGAGCCUCUUGGCACGUGCUAUUGCAGAUAACUACCAGGGUCUCUGCACGGUCUGCUGUGCUGAUGACCAUGGUGUGAAACCGGAGAGUCCAGAAGCAUCGGCAGAUGGGUACAAGGCUUUUGACGAUGCUGUGGUAGCCUGCUGCAGUGUAGGAACAUCUGCUCAAGUGAUAGUGGUAGAUGACACCAACCAUACCCAUGAUCGGCUGGCCCGUCUUGGGGAGGUGGCAGAGCAGCACCGGCUGGUGGCCAUGUUUCUGGAGCCCCGCACUGAGUGGAGCAGAGACUUGCCACAGCUGGCCAAGAGGACUCAGCGGGGGCUAGAGGAGGCCCAGAUCCAGGCCAUGAAAGUACCUCUUGAGGAGACGUCCCUGCCCCUUUUCUUUGGCUGGUUCCUUCUCCCUGGCAUCCAGGACAAGGUCAGGUGCACGUCCAUGGAUUUCCUGAAGACGCUGGACACGCUUGAGGCCUUCAAGAAGCACUUGCCUGACUUCACUGUUGAGGCUGAGAAAGAGGUGGACCUGGAGCAGUAUUUCCAAGCCAAUGGCGUUCUUCAUUGCACUACCAAAUUCUGUGACUAUGGCAAGGCUGAGGGAGCCAAGGAAUAUGCAGACAAACCAGCUGUUAAAGAGUUGUAUGGCUCUGCGUUCGAGCUGUCCCUCAGUGCCCUCUUUGUCACACCUCGCACUGUUGGUGCCCGGGUUUCACUCUCUGAGGAUCAGUUGACCCUGUGGCCUGCCGAUGCUGAGGAGGUGGUGUCUGUAGUCCCGGCCGCCGCCACCCUGCCCGCUGGUAGCCGUGCCCACAUCACCCUGGGCUGUGCGGAGGGCGUUGAGCCACAGCAGACGGGCUUCGACCUGCUGGAGAUCCUAGCGCUGCAGCAAGAGGGUCAGGAGGGAGAGCUGGUGGAGGAGAUGGAGCUCGGCUCCCUGGCCUACUACGGCAAGGGGAGGUGGCUACUCAGUCUGAGGGAGCCCAUCUCUGCCCAGGCCUGCUUCUCCAGCCUCUACGGGCCCAAGAAGGCUGACUCGACCAAGAAAGACGGGGACAAGAAGAAGAAGCAAAAGUGUACCAUACUGUAAAGGAGAGGGGGAAGGUGGAAAUGGAUGGCUCUGGAUGAGUGGCGUACUAGUGUUCUGAUUGGUCUGUGGGGAGGUUUGUGUGUUUGUGCUACUUUUGGGGUUUGGGAGGCGUCUUGGAUAUCUCACCCCAAAUUCACAAGCUGUGUGCCUUUCUCUAUUGCUUUGCUGCACAACCCAAGAGGCCUUUAUACCACAGUGUAGGUCAAGCUUAGCAUCUUGUUCAGUGUCUUGUCAUGCGUUUUUAGUGCCAUAGUUGCAAUUGGAUAGGAUUUCUGAAGACUAGGCCUGAUUUCAUGGCUCAGCUGCAGUUUUGACAGAUGUAGUACUGCUUCUCCUAGUACCGCUUCUCACCGUUUGACCACUAUUUUCCUUAAAACUCAAUUCAUGUCUAACACUAUAUUUAAAAAACCUUCCGCAUAUGUCAGUGUUAAGCAUUUAGAUAUUUUCAUGUUUUGUGUGAGUGGCUCAUAGUGUUUUCAUUGCAUGCCAGGUUUAGCAGAUAUAGUUCUAGUCAUGAUUUAGCUUGUUCGCAAAAGAAGUUGCACAUCUAUUUGUCAUUUCCUGUGGUUUGGUCAGUUUAGCCAUGUGUUUGUAUGUUUGGUACGAAGGAAAGAGUUGGGUAAUUUCACAAGUAGCUCAUGGGCCAAAAAGUGUGUCUGUGUAUGCUUGAUUUGAUGUGCUGAACUGUGAAUGUCCUUCAUAGAGGCCAUUCCUAAUUAACUUUUUUUUUUGCACGAUGCUGCAGAAAUCAAAGGGAGAAUGCUGAUGAAUGUGCAGUUUGUUUCAUUAGCUGGCACUUACUUGGUACUUAUCAAAUGCUGUGAAACCAAGGCCACAAUUCUGUAGUAUAGGAGACUGCAGCCUGGGAUCAUCCCUCUUUCUGUCAACCACAGUUAGGUUUUGCAUGUCAACUUGUAUGUAUCCGCUGUCUGUUCAUGACUGAUGUGCAGGUUUCUUAGGGCAAAGCCAUGCUUGUUUAGUUCUUCAAAUGAGUCACUGUUUUUGCACAUGUUUUGUACACUUAAUAAAAUAAUUUGCUUUGCGCCAAA